Daldinia caldariorum is the source of this 1995-nucleotide messenger RNA. RefSeq names its product carbohydrate-binding module family 18. Gene Ontology annotation, biological process: carbohydrate metabolic process. NCBI's taxonomy places the organism in Eukaryota, Fungi, Ascomycota, Sordariomycetes, Xylariales, Hypoxylaceae. The coding region runs from base 1 to 1995 and encodes 664 amino acids. The record is from RefSeq and is a predicted model, not a curated record. The transcript has 7 exons. Gene Ontology annotation, molecular function: chitin binding; hydrolase activity, acting on carbon-nitrogen (but not peptide) bonds.
AUGCGCUGGUGGAACACUCUCGUCCUGGCUGCGUGCGCUGGCCAGACAGCUGCGCACGCGAAUCACAACGACCAUGGCCUGCCAAAGCUUGCUGGGGCUCGAAGAUUUCUGUCCGAGUUUAAGGAGGGAAGGAGAUGGGAUGACCAGGCGCGGGCCAUACGGAGAGCAGAAAUGAUAGAGGCUCGGGACGAGGAGGAACUCGAGAAGCGAGCUGAGCUUGAACCGCGACAGAGAGGCGCACGGUGUGGUAAGAGCCGCGGGAGUUGCGCGGCCAACCAAUGCUGCUCGGCCGAAGGUUAUUGUGGUACGGGAGAAGAUUACUGCACUUCACCCGACUGCCAAAUCAACUACGGGCCGGCAUGCGACGGUAACCAGAAGCCUGACGGCGAGGAUACGUCGUCUAUUGCGCGAACGAAAGUGGGCAAGGUACAAUAUGGCGGCGUGGGCAUUUACGACUGUGUAAACAAAGGUGAUAUUGCUGUCACCUUUGACGAUGGCCCAUACGAGUAUACCAACGACCUCCUCGACAAAUUGACCAAAUAUGAAGCGAAAGCCACCUUUUUCAUCACCGGUAACAACAUAGGAAAGGGAAAGAUUAAUGACCCAGCCUUGCCCUGGGCUUCCGUCAUCCAACGAAUGGCGGCCGAAGGUCAUCAGAUCGCGAGCCAUACGUGGUCACACGAAAACUUCAGCCAGUUGACUACAGCUCAGUUCAAGAAUCAGAUGAUAUGGAACGAGAUUGCGUUCAAUGAUAUUCUUGGAUACUUCCCUACCUAUAUGAGGCCACCCUAUUCCAUAUGCCCCGCUGCUUGUCAGACUCAGUUAGCUAACCUUGGAUAUCACGUCGUGUACUUUGAUCUGGACACGGAAGGAUACCUUCACGACGACCCCAAGCAGAUCCAGACUAGCAAGGACAUCUGGGACGAUGCAGUCGAUGGGUCCAGCCCGUGCGAGGAUAGUUACCUCGAGAUCGAGCACGACAUCCACUACCAGACCGUCUACAACCUCACAGACUAUAUCCUCGAGUCGCUCUUCAGCCACGGCUAUAGGUCCGUGACCGUCGGGCAAUGCUUAGGCGACCCCCCGGAGAACUGGUACCGUGCCGGUACCGGUAAGGUCCCCGAGUAUAGCUUCACCAUCCGUGCUCCGACCGGCACCUGGUCUUGCCUGAGUCCUACACGCACCACCAGCACAAGCAAGCCGACUAGCACGCUAAAGGUCAGCACGGACGGCCGAUGCGGCGACGGCGUAACUUGCGUGGGCUCUAAAUACGGAAACUGCUGUUCUACUAACCAAUGGUGCGGCGGCUCCAUCGACUACUGCGGUUCGAACUGCCGCCCGGAAUUCGGCACCUGCUCCUCGGCGGACUCGCAGAUCCCAACUAACCUCCCGCUCCCGAACGGGCCGGGGACUCCUGACGACCCCGUGACUACCGCAACGUCCGGACCUGCCCCCACCGGAACGCUUACGCCUUCGAUUGAGGGAAACUGCGGUGACGGAUUCACGUGCGAGGGAUCGGGAUUUGGAAACUGCUGUUCACAACACGGCUGGUGCGGCUCGACAAUCGACUACUGCGGCUCAGGGUGCCAACCAGGAUUCGGAUCAGGAUGCCAGGCAAGCGACCCAUCUCCCUCCCCUCCGGCAACUUCACUACCUCCUACCAGCACCAGUGCGUCGCCCACCUCAUCAUCUACCGUCACCACUCCGUCUUCAACAUCAACAUCAACAUCAACAUCAACAUCAGUGACAUCACCACCACCGGCAUCAACAACAACAACUAAGACGGGGACGAGCAGUAGUAGCAGUAGCAGUAGCAAAACGACCAAGACCUCGAAAUCCACUAGCAAGUCCUCGUCGUCCACCAAGAAAUCCACCUCGCAUUCAACUUCCCACUCGACGUCUCAUUCCACCAGCCAUUCUUCUUCGAAGACCAAGACGACCAAGACUAAGACGGAGGAUCGAAGGGCUGAGGAGACACAGGGGGGACUAGGUUAG